CUUGCCGAACAAUGCAAGCAAUUCGCAUGUGAUCUUAUCAGUCAGUGCCGGAGUAGCGAAGAGGUGAUAGCAGUACUGAAUAAGGAUUACAACACUCACGAUGAAAAUGUCGACGUAUGGGCAUCGAAGCUUAGUUUAUCGCGUCUGAAGUUAGCCAUCAAGUACGAGCAGAAAGCCAACUAG
Messenger RNA from Cooperia oncophora, 183 nucleotides. The record is from the annotation of a GenBank genome assembly. NCBI's taxonomy places the organism in Eukaryota, Metazoa, Nematoda, Chromadorea, Rhabditida, Trichostrongylidae.